Molecule: messenger RNA, 5901 nt
Organism: Spirodela intermedia
Lineage: Eukaryota; Viridiplantae; Streptophyta; Magnoliopsida; Alismatales; Araceae
Source: the annotation of a GenBank genome assembly
AUGGAGGCAUGUUCCUCUGGAGAGGACUUGAUCGUAAAGGUAGUGUCCUGCCGGAAUUCUUAAUACCGUUUUAAGUCUAAAUAGUUCUCAGUUGAUAAUUUUAGUUAGUUUCUGUUGUUGACAUGGAUGUAGGCAAGGAAACCAUACACUAUUACAAAACAGCGGGAGAGGUGGACCGAGGAGGAGCACAACAGGUUUCUGGAAGCUUUGAAACUAUACGGAAGAGCUUGGCAGCGAAUUGAAGGUUAGUCGAUGGAAAAUAUUCUCCUCCCUUUCUCACCAAGAAAAUGAAUCUUUUGGAUUUGCAUAAAUUCAUGUGCUACAAUCUGACAAGUGAAUCUUAUUCGUUCUGAAUUGGGCACUUGUUCAGGGGUUGACAUCCACAAGGGGGUGGUGACGUUGUAGCAUUUUUUAAGCAUUAAAGAUCAUUGAUUCUUGCAUGAUAAAAUCUUUCCACCGUGAAAAUUUUUGAGUAUCUUGGGCAUUGAACAGAGCAUAUUGGCACAAAGACGGCUGUACAAAUAAGAAGUCACGCACAAAAGUUCUUCUCAAAGGUGUGAGAUUUUCGCUGUGUUGGUAAAUCAAGCUUUAUUUCUUCCUACUUUUACACACGUUAAUUAUGAAAGUAGGAGAAAAAAUUGAGUUAAACAUUAUUUUCGUUGCUAAUUAUGUUGUUGUGUACUCUUUAACGUUUACUUUCGUGAUAUCGUAUAGUUCGUUUGUGAUGCAUGCUGCCUCUAUUGGAAUUUUUACUAAAUCAAUGAGUAUUUUUUCCGAGACUGCGGAUCAUGGUCAGAAAUAUGUUUAACUUUAGAUUUAUCUUUGUUGCUGCUCUGAUUUCUUUUUACCAAGAACUGUUUAGGGUUCAUUCCAUGCCUAUAUGCAGGUCGAUGGUAACAUGGAGAGGGAACCAUCCAGACCAAAUAUUUAUUUAUGAAGAAAACAAUUCCAGCAUAGCAUGUUCUAUCGUUGUCAAGUUAGAUGUUUUUAUUUAUUCAUUAAGGAUAAUUAGCAUCCUAAUUCAAGUUCAUGUAGUUAGCUGUUAGACGGUGUCUGGGAGUAUCAAUACAUUUGCUGCUAUAUGCUUAAUUUGGGAAUCAUCAGAGUAGUUUUGUAAGAGGAACCUAGGAUAGGUAAUUGGAAUGACUCCUACGUCAUCAGUAAGUCUUAUGAUCAACCGAAGGAGAAUUUCAUAGCCCAUAGUGGUUUGAAUUCAAGAAGACCGCCUGAUUGACCGGGUUUGAUCUUAAUCCAAAUCAGGAUUGUAUUGAACCAAAUUGCCAAUACAACUGAAAUGAGAGCCUAGUAAAUUUCGUAUUACCAUUUCCAUGUUGAUUUGGCUCAGAUGACUCAACACUUGUCAACAGCUUAAAGAUCUUUCACAGCGGUUAUUUAAGAUUUUUUUAGUCAGAUAAAUCAUUAGAGUAGCUUAGACAAACCUUCCAUUUUUCCUCCGUAAUGAUCAACUUAAGGUUACGAAUCUUCAUUUAUAUACUACGUCCACUUAGGAUUUAUUUUUAGCUGUAUUCUCAGAGAUUCCAUUGUUGGAAGUCACAAGUCCAAGGAAUUUCGUCCCCGUCAAAGUUUGUCUGUGCUGAUGUUUAGGAUUCCACUUUUGAGACAGUAAACUUUUGGAGAGAAUUUUGAAUUUUUACUUUUGACAGCUUGAUAAUCCAUAGACAUAGUGAAAACAUACUUAGAAUAUAUGAAACUUGGUCUUUAAAAUCCUUCAAUGUCGUAAAAAUACUGGGCUGAUUGUAUCGAGUUCUCAAGUGAAAUAUGCAUGACAAUCAUGCAAAAUCAUACUCUAUAUUUUCAAUUAUUCUCAUUUCGAGUAGAGCUUGAAUAGGAUAAAUCUGCGAACAACCUCAAAAUUUAUGGAUGAAAAUGGAGUACCCAUAGUGACACACUCCCUGGAAACUGUUUCUAUCGAGUCUUGAAACCAUGUGUUCGACAGUAAAUGAUCGAAGAUCGUACUCUAAUGCGCACUAGAGUUGGUAUGUGCUGUUAUGAAUUAAUAAUAACCUGAGUCAAAGUCUCAACUCAUCAUGGAAAGCAUUCAAUAAAUUCUUAAUCAGAUGAAUACCAUAUCUUAUACUCAUCUGAUGCUGGUGCCACACUCUAAGGUUUCGUUAUAAUUGAAUAGUAAGCUCUGUCACAUUAUUUUAUUAAUCCCAAUAAUUCAUUCAACGAAAACACGCCACGACAGGCCAAUGGUAACGUCUAUAAAUUGUCACUUAUUAUAUUUAUAAUUUUUCAAUCACGUUUUUAGUUUUUGCCUUCUAGAAUGGUACUUGAGCAGAUAUGUGUCUGUCCCUUCGUAGAUUGUAUUCCCUCUUUUCACUUGUAUCUCCUCUCCAUAACACUCUAAAAAUUUCCCAUUUUUCUCUUGUAAUAAGGUGAUUAACGGAUAAUAAUAUUAGGCAGAGAGUAUCUCCUCUCCUCUUCCUCCUCCUCCUCUAGAUCCACCUUCCUACACCUAGAGGUGGGGUAUUGGAGGGUAUGAUCCUUUGAACUGGAUCAAAUUUGGGGAAGAGGUGUGGGAGCGGGCAGUGGGAAACAAGGCUUUUCCCAUUGCUCUCUGCCAGGGAUGAGGAUAAUCUUGCAUACCUCUCUGGCCAGCGGAUUUAGGCCAAUCCAGACUAUAACCCCGUGUAAACUCAGAACCAUCUAUGUACCCUGUGGGCGUGAGGUUAGUCCAGUCCAUUAGGCAGAUCAAUUUCUAGUUAAAAAAUUAAUAUAUGAUUGGGAAGAUGGUGAGAAAUAGAAACAGGAAGAUUGGAUAAUUCAUGAUUACCGUGGGAAAUUAUGGAACACAUUUUUAACCUGAACUGUAGGAAAUCGAGCUGUCUCUAACUUUUAGAGCUAAAUCUUCUGUAUUGCAUCAUAAAGUUGAACCAUAGGAUUGGCGCUUGGUCAUUAUGCUACUUUUCUCAACAGAUGUGGUGAUUUUGUAUCAUCAUCAUCCUAUGGUCUUCUAUGGCGGGUGUCCGUUUUGUUGAAAAUUAGGCCGUUACUGUCCCUGCUUAAAUUGCCACUUCCAAAGCAAUUCUGGAAGUCUUUUGUCAUUUUCUUCGAUAUAAAUAGAACAAAUACAGCUAAAACAGCUACAAAACAUUCAUCCAGGAUACGAUGGUGUGAGCUUCAAAGUGGAUAAAGUGGUUAAGUACGCAAACUUUCAAUCUCACGCAGGAAAAUCGUCAAAAAUUCCCCUUAGGACUUUCCAUUUGAAGGUUAUCCUUUCCCAACUCAAGUUAAAGCAACAUGAUUCUUAACUGCUUUCUCCCGGGGGGGGGGGCCAAAAACAGGUAAGAACCUCGAUCCUACCUUAUACUAGAAAUUUCAUGCUCUAUACCCAUGAAAACAAAUGAAGGAGGUCAGCCUUUCUAUCUUCAUAUCUGAUUUAAAGUGGACGAAUACUUUCAUUCUUCAUAGCAAAUCCCGCUUGAAUGGAGAAGAAAUUUAUUUCUUCAGUCCUUGGAGAAAUACUUGGGCCGUGCCAUUCGAAAGAUGACCAGAUGGGAGAAUUGCCCACUUUGUUAUUCAUACUCUUAUAUUGUGGAGGGAAAAGCAUGGAAGCAUUACAGAUCUGCAGAUAUGAGCCAGACAUAAUCACUUAUUUUUGAGCUUUUUCUUUCCUGGUAAGACGCAUUUGAAUGUGUGGGAUAUGCUUUCUUUUGAAUGUUCUUGAUUUUUUGUGCUGAAGACCACUCUUAGUUUAUUUUAUCAAGCUUGAUAUAACGAUGCGUUCGAUUUCUAAUAGAAAACUUACUUCCAGUUAGAAAAAGAAGCCGUAUCUAAAGGCAUUCCUUUGGGACAAGUUCAUGAUAUAGAGAUUCCUCCUCCACGCCCUAAACGAAAACCGACCAAUCCAUAUCCUCGAAAGAUUGGUGUUGGCACCGCGUGCCCGUCUGGGGGAGGAAAAGACGAUAUACCAUUAACAUAUAUUUCUUCUUUACAUUCCAAGGAAAAAGCAGAAGACCUGCGACGCGAUUCUCAUGACGAGGUACGAACCCCCCACCGUCUCUUCCUCCCCACCAACCCUCUUUUCCCUCUCUAACCUCUGGCUCCUGUUUAUUUCUCCUUCUUAUCAGAAACAGGCAGGAACGAAAUCAUUGAAAAGAACGAAAGAGACUUGUAGUGAUAGCAAGUCCUCAGGGGCCCUCUCCCUCUUCCACGAGGGGCCAUGUCCUUCCACCCCUUCCUCAAGCAAAUCCACCGUCGACCCCCGUACCCCCCUGCUGAAGGAACCCAAAAACAGCCCCACAGUGAAUCAGCCUCCCCCCACAGACACACAGAAGAAUCCCAGGGCUCCAGACAUGGCAGCUAUGGACGUCAGAAAGCAUGGUGAUGGACCUACUAGCGUCGGCGCUCAGGUCAAAUUAUCCCAAGAAAGAACAUCCGGGCUGGUAACCAACGAGCUUAAAGGCAAGAUGAGCUGCCCGAAGCAGAUCACGGUGUACCCUCUGGAGGGUGAUAACAGCGGAAAUCCGAGAAGGGGAGUCUCUGAAGUCUGCAACCACGCGGGAGCCCAUUCAAACCCCAGCCUGGUCGCCAUUCCCUCUCCAUCUGCCGUGACCUCUGCUCAUCAAGCUUUCCCAGCUUUCCCUCCUCCCUUCGCCCAAUUCUGCUGCACUCAAGACGUCUACAGAUCCUUCCCCAACAUCCCAUCCACAUUCUCCAGCCACCUGAUGUCAACGCUGCUUCAGAAUCCGGCGGCCCAUGCAGCGGCCAGCCUGGCGGCUUCCUUCUGGUUGACUUCCGACGUCGAAGCCUCCAGUGAUUCUGCGCCGGAGACCUUCAGCGGCAGGCAGAUGAGCUCCCCUCCUCCUAGCAUGGCGGCGAUCGCUGCCGCCACCGUCGCAGCGGCGUCCGCGUGGUGGGCCACCCACGGCCCACUGCCAUUCUGCUACCCUUCCUUCAACAGCUGCUUCGCAUUUGCUCCAGCGCCGCCCACAAGCGCCGCCCCGAGGACUGAAACUGCUCCAGGCACGCAGGACGGGGACAACAAAGAGGAGGUCUCCGAUGCCCUGGAAGCAAAGGCGUCGCCUUUAUCGUCCACAGACUCCAACCCAAGUGGGAAAGGAGGGAGCCCAGGGGAGAGGGAAGAGAAAGCCGGAGGCCCACCGCAGAACCAGCUGAACUCGGCGCCGGACUCUUCUGGGCUCGAAGAAUCCGUCGGAGGGAAGGGGAAAAACCAGGUUGAUCGCUCUUCUUGCGGCUCCAACACCCCCGGCAGCGAAGUGGAAACAGAUACUGUGCAGGCCAGCCUGGACAAGGGAGAGGAAGAGCCCAAAGAGGAUGAUCUCUCCGUUCAUCCCCAGGCCGUUGACCCGAAUGGCCGCAGGGCGAGGAGCAGCGUCGGCAACGUGGCCUCCGACCCAUGGAAAGAAGUCUCCAAGGAGGUGUGCCCAUCUAGGAGUUUCUUCGAAAAUAGAUACCACACAGAGCUUCAGAGCUUCUUCUGCUGCUUCUUCUUCCUCCUUUUCUCUGAUAGUUCCUUCCUUCCAGGGCCGGCUCGCCUUUCAAGCGCUCUUCUCCAGAGAAGUGCUCCCGCAGAGCUUCUCGCCCCCGCAGGGCGAGGACGGCAAGGAGGAGAACGUCGCAGCGCCAGGAGCAGCAGCUGCCUCACUGCCGCCCCCCGAAGUCAACCACCAUGACCACGCCCGCGUUUUCCAUGCAGUUGACAAGAACUCUUCCACCCGUGAGGAGGACAAGGAGCGCAGCGCAGACAGAGGAGGCCCUCCCCCCAGCGAGGUGGGUCAAUGGCGGCUGAAGUCGCACUGCACGGGGUUUAAGCCUUACAAGAGGUGCUCGAUGGAGGCCAAGGAGACCAAGACCGCGCCCGACGAGGACAAAUGUAACAAGAGAAUACGUUUGGAGGGUGAGGCCUCGAUGUGA